Molecule: messenger RNA, 2794 nt
Organism: Xenia sp. Carnegie-2017
Lineage: Eukaryota; Metazoa; Cnidaria; Anthozoa; Malacalcyonacea; Xeniidae
Product: TNF receptor-associated factor 3-like
Exons: 9
Coding region: 427-1968 (513 amino acids)
Biological process (GO): tumor necrosis factor-mediated signaling pathway; regulation of apoptotic process; regulation of canonical NF-kappaB signal transduction
Cellular component (GO): cytoplasmic side of plasma membrane; plasma membrane signaling receptor complex
Molecular function (GO): ubiquitin protein ligase binding; tumor necrosis factor receptor binding; zinc ion binding
Source: RefSeq, a predicted model, not a curated record
UCAAGUCAAUGUGCCGUGUAAUAAUUCAAAUCAAAUAUAUGAAGCAUUUCCUGUGCAAAGGACCAAUGGCGCGUUGAUGUGAAGUCUAGAUUUUUCGUUUGGGGAAUCCCCAGCCAGUUACGUAGUUGUGCUAAGUGAUAAACAUUUUGAACGUCUUCACAUUGCAUCAUUAUUGUAGUUGUGUUUUAACGUGUUGUAUUUCAAGAUACGACGUCUGAAAUAAUUUGAAAUUUUGAACUAAAAAAGUGGCAAUUUUAAAUCUGAAACCUAAAAAGAUAAAUUUCUGCCAAAGAACAAAGAUCAUGCCGAAACAGUUCCUCAUGAAUUUCAGACCAGUUAAAAUUUACAGGAAUAUCAGCGAAGUUUUCAAGUUCUUGCUUUAUAAAGCGUCAAAACAACGUGUGAAUAAAUUUGAAGUAAUUCAAAAUGCCUGGAAUAAAGAUCCGCAAAGAAGAUCAGGAGAAAAUCCACUCCAAGUUCUUAUGUACUUCCUGUCAUUAUCUCCUUCUUAAUCCAGUGCAGACGAUGUGUGGGCACUUGUUUUGUCAGUCUUGCAUGGACAUCUUGCUUAGAAGUCCAGAUGCAAAAUGUCCUGAAGACCAAGAAAAGUUGAACAAGAACAAUGUUUUCCCAGAUGCUUUCACGAAACGCGAGUUGAAAAGUAUUCGUUUACAUUGUCCUUCUGAACAAUGUGAAUGGUUUGGCUCCUACGAAGAAUUAGAACGUCAUUAUCAAGUUUGUGAGCAUGCGCUCAUCAGCUGUGUUCACAAGCAGUGUAACAUUCAGUUACCUCGCUCUCUUCUUGGUGAACAUUUGAAGAAUGAUUGUGAAUAUCGAAAUGUGAAAUGUGAAUAUUGUGGUAAAGAUGUACCGUAUGCUUUACUUAAGGACCACAUGGAAAAACUAUGUGAAUACUAUCCUGUGUCUUGCCAAUACUGUAAGAAAAAGAUACCAAGGAAAGAUGUUGAAAAUCAUGAAAAUACGACUUGUGAUGAAGUCCCAACUAAAUGUGAAUUUCAAGCCAUUGGAUGCAACCAUGAUAAAACUUUAAAACGAAGGGAGAUCCGUCAACAUAUGAAUGACCAUCUAAUUGAUCACGUGAGCGCCUUGUUACGAUAUGUUAUGGCAUUUGUUACACAGUUAAGUAACUAUGUACCACGUCCAGAGUUUACCACUGCUGUUCAAAACAUGGCUGACCAAGUUACUGCUGUUCGUGCAAAUCUCUCAGAAAAAUUUGUUAUGUUAGUGGGUAAACUUACAGGUCUUGAAAGAAGGAUUGAGAGUCUCGAGGCUCGUGGUGAUAACGAUAGUAAUAAUGCCAACUCGUCAUUAGAGGUUUCCUCGAUGCGUGAUAGGAUUUCGACUCUCGAACGACAAUUGAGAGAAAAUUCUUCAACUAUACUACGAUUUCGUGAGCGUUUAGAUCAAAUUAAUGAAUCACUUGCUCGAAACACGGUGAAGAUUACGGAUCUCGAAGCGCGACGUGGCGCUCGUGCACUGGGAUCUAAUCAGGCCAUACACAGUUACAAUGGUACGUUACUUUGGAAAAUAGAUAACUUCAGCAAGAAGAGACAGGACGCCAUUAAUGGUAUCAAAACAGCCUUGUACAGUGCACCAUUCUACAGUUCUCAAUAUGGUUACAAGAUGUGUGCUAAGAUCUAUAUGAAUGGUGAUGGCUUUGGAAAGGAAACUCAUUUAUCUUUGUUCUUUGUUGUCAUGAAAGGUGACUACGAUGCUCUACAAACAUGGCCAUUUCAAAAAAAGAUCACCAUGAUGUUAAUGGAUCAAGGAAAUGGUGAUCACAUGAUUGAUGCUUUUCAUUCAGAUCCUCAAAGUUCCUCAUUUCAACGACCAAAGUCAGAUAUGAAUAUCGCUUCAGGAUCACCACUCUUUAUGCCAUUGGAAAGUUUAAAAAAUCGUCAGUAUGUUAAAGAUGAUACUUUGUUCAUUAAGAUGAUCGUUGACUGACACAGAAUCGAUAAUUGGGGAGGGGGCUCUUAUUUAUAUAUGCAUGUCACAAUCCCUGAAACAAUUGAUUUCAAAACGGAUUAAUUGGCGCACUAUAUAUAUGUUGCUAACCAAUUAUCGAUCUUCUGACAGUCUUAGAAUAAAUUUUGCCAUCUGAAAACGAAAAAAAGACAAAAAAAGGAGUAUUUAUAUGUGUUUUCAACAUUUUGUUUUUAUUUAUUAAAGUUUGAGUGCAAAAACACCUCGAGAAGAAAGAAAUGAGUUAAAGAGAAUUAAAUUAAUUAUAUUCAUUCUUCCUUACAUCGUCACGUCACUAACUUUUUUCCUAAGUCAUAUUUUUAAAAUUUUCGGAUAUUGCCUAAAAUUACCAUUUUUCCCACUGAUGUGUUCUGUAUUUAUUUCCCAAGUCAAUUGACCAAUCAAAAGGACGCAAUAAAUAUUUAAUAUGUGAUGCUCGAUAAAAAAAUGUUAGACUAAUAAAUCUCGUUUUCUCAAAAUUCCCAAAAAUCGCUUAGGCAGAAAAGUUAGUUACGUGAUGACAUAAAGACUCAGUCUAAAGAUUUAUGUGUAAGGUGAAAUAUAUACUGAAGCCAUUUUCAAUGAUAGUUUAUAAAAAUUUAUUCUUUGACAUAAGAUUUUACUCAAGUAUUUCAUGAUGUUAAUUUUUAUAUUAUAGAAGAGCAACUUUGUUUAUUAAUUAGAAGAAUUAUAAUAAUUUUUACGACACACUUAUAUGCUGAGAAAAAGUUCAAUGAAAUAAAUAUUACGAGCUUAUUACAUGUAAAAAUGUUUAUAUAAAGAAUAGAAUAAAACCUUAAGAAAAAUA